Molecule: messenger RNA, 1896 nt
Organism: Selaginella moellendorffii
Lineage: Eukaryota; Viridiplantae; Streptophyta; Lycopodiopsida; Selaginellales; Selaginellaceae
Product: zinc finger CCCH domain-containing protein 6
Exons: 5
Coding region: 265-1797 (510 amino acids)
Molecular function (GO): metal ion binding
Source: RefSeq, a predicted model, not a curated record
UCGUGUCUUUAGCACUGUUGGGUGGCUAUGGCGUCCGGUAUGAAACCCUAGCGGCGGGGCGACGGCAAGGCGAGGGCGUGUUGUAGCGCCAUUGUGCUGCGUCUCGUUUCUUUCUCUGAGGAUUUGAUCUGGGAGAAAUUUUGGAGCAGAUCUGGUCCCUUUUUCUUGUUUUCUUGAGAAAUAGAUAGGAUUUCCUAGUGUAGCAGCAGGCAAUUCCUUUGCGAAUCGAGCGUCUCGUCUAGUUCUUUAGCCUCGAUUUUGUGAAUGGCGGCCACGACUUCGUUGCCCCCGGGAUUUGGGGGCCUGGCGAUGAUGCGGCCACACGAAAAUCCCCCGACUAGGCUCCGGCGUUCGAGGGGAAAGAGGGUUUCAUGGGCACCGGCGGAUCAUCUUUGUCAGGUGCGCAUGUUUCUCGCGGAAGACGCUCCCUUUCGUGCCGGAAUUCCACAAGACCAAGACGAGCUCCAAGGGAAAACGUCGACCUUUAUGCAAAGAACCGAUGAUCUUCCUCCGGGAUUUGGCGGCGGCGUGGUUUCGUGCUUGAAGACCGAUGCCGAGCUUGUUGCUGCCUCUGUAGCUGCCGCUAUCCCCUGGAAGUCCCCCCAAAAGAUCGAACUAGAUUCCUCGUGGCACGUAGAAGCUGGCGAAGGGAGCAGCGAGGUAGAAAUCCAGCGACAACGGGAGACCAAAACUCUAGAAGCAGUGUAUCCACGCUCCACCGCGAUCCCCAGCAGUCCUUCGGAAGCUCCAAAUGAGAUCCAGCCCCCUCUGGACGACAGGCUAGUGUUGGUUAUCCCCGUGUCAGCUCCGGACGAAGACUCGGACGGGGACGAGGCACCCUCCUCGUCCUCCACAUCGGGGCAAGGUAAAACUGGGUGUGAUAGGCCAUACAACAGCUACGGGUUUAACCACACGGCAGUUUCUAACGAGGCCGCCAUCGCCGCCGCCGUAGACCCAAGCCUGCUUUUACAAUUGCUAGCAAACCCGUCGCUCGUUGAGACCCUUUCGGGUGUACGAAACAAUUCAUUGGUAAAUACAUCAAAUGGAAAUGGUUCAGUGCCUCCGAAUCAAUUGGUGGCAGGAGUCAAGAACUUAACCAGUAACUCCACCACUGUUAGCACCAUCACCCAAAAUGUUUCGUCCAUGGGUUUUUCAGAGGCGGCGGCUGCUGUUUCUUCAUAUCCCCCGCCACCGCCGCCGCCGCAUCCUUCUCUCGGAUCAUCCCCGCCGGCUGCUUCUAGCUCUGGUUCUGCUCCAGCUCCGGCUCCUCCAGGGACAGCUUCGGUUUCUUCGUCGUCAGCUCCGGCUUGGGUCAGUCCCUUUCAAGCUCAGCGGGCUUCGGUGUCGACGAGCGAUGAGAUCUUCGGGGGGUUUUCAGCCAUGAACAAGAGUCCGAUGAUGGUUCAACCGCAGCAGCAGCAGCAACAGUUUAUGUAUCCCACCUCGCAGCCGCAGCAACAUCAGCAGCAACAGAAUUUGACGAGGCAAAGCGAGCUCUACUUCCGGGAUCUUGUCAUGCAACACGGUGCUAAUGGUGGUGGUGGUGGUGGUGGUGGUGGUGGCGGUGGUCUCGCAGGAAACCAGAAUGGUUACUAUGGCAAUGGGUUGGUUCCGGGGAUGGAGACAGGGAACAAGGGGAUGAGCAGGGCACGCAACAGCAGGACGUGUGCGUAUUUCAACACGCCGAAGGGGUGCAGGAACGGGCUCAAGUGUCCGUUUGUACACGACGGCAAGAGAGCUGCAUCGGAGUUGACCCUUCAUCAGCACCAACAGCAAGCCAAACGGAUGAGAGGAUGAGACUGACGAAGCUUCCACUCCACUCUCCACUCUCCAAAGAAACAGAAAACCAAUGUUUGUUGAAUACAAAACGACGACAAAAGGGUCUUUUUACUUGCA